GGGGAUCGAUAGAUGAUGAAUCUCUUGAGGAGGCGCCCUUCGUUGACGAAUUCUUUAUGGGGGACGAUGAAGAAGGGCUACCUCCUGCUCCCAAUUGUUAUACGGCCUCAGCCAUGGCCACCAGUAGAGAAGAUUGCUGGAGAGAAAAGGAAGAUCCCUACCUCCACUACCUCUUGAUUCAAGAGGAUGAGGAAGAAGGAUGUUAUGGGAUGGUAGAACAGGCCGUUGUUGCAGCUCAUGAGCUGGCUGAGAGUUCAAGAAUGGUUGAGUGUCGAUUGAAUGAGAUAGAGGAUGGGUCAGAGGAUUUGGAGCAGAGUAAAGAUGAUGAGGGAAGGUUUAGAAAGGAAGAAUAUGAUGGAGAGUAUAAGAGGGUCGGUAUGGUGAUGAGUAGUAAUCACCUGAACGAGUUCUACAAUGAGAGAACAAAGAGGACCUUUAGGCUACGUAGGGGUCACCUUUUUGUAGAUGCUAAGGAAGGACUACCGCCGCUGAGAGUGGUGUGUGGUAGAGAAAGGCAACUAAAGCGGAGGAGCCCACCAGGGCGAGCAGGGGCACUCUUGGAAGGCCGAAAGGUACCCUACAGCCAGCCAGAUGAAGACAACGGGGUUUGGUAUGACCCGACAGUAAGCGGCACAGAGCCAGCAGACAAAGAGAAAGGGGUUUGAUAUGUUUUAUAUGAGAUAGCAUAUGAGGCCGCACAACUCGAGCUGUCAGAUGAAAAACAGCGCAAGCAUGACGCACAAACGAUGGUCGGGCGGCGAGGCCUGGUGGACGACGAGCGGUUCUGGUACAAGUGUCAAGUGGCAACGGCGGUGGCGCAGGGCGAAGCAGCUGUGGCAGGACGGUCAGAGGAGGUAAUCGGCCCUUCAAGGGGGAAGGGACCAGUCCCAUAUCUUGGGGAUGGCUACAACCAUUUGGUGGGAGCAGACUUCGUCAUACCGGCUUUUCGGAAGCCUCUCUAUGGAGACCGAUUCCUGGAGGUUUCAUACAACUACAUCUACGGCAAGGGACGGAUCGAGAUCUUGAUCGGUGCCACUGGCAGCAUUUCCCUCGCUGAGGAGUUGUACCUUCGGAGCGUUGCGGACGAGGAGAUGGCUAGAUGUAUGGCAUAUAUCAGCAAGAUCGAUCCUACGGCAUCCUUUGACCUCAGCUACGUGGUCCCAGAGUCGAUGGCCACUCAGAUUCUCAAUGACGAGGAGGACCAGCGUGUACCAGAUAUAGAGUCCCAGACAGUCGAGCCCACUUAUGAGGGGGUACCACUUGUCGUCAUUGAUUGAGGCUCGUAUCUUUUAGUCACUGAGAUGUNACCAGAUAUAGAGUCCCAGACAGUCGAGCCCACUUAUGAG
This is a messenger RNA of Chara braunii, 1346 nucleotides long. The record is from the annotation of a GenBank genome assembly. Lineage: Eukaryota; Viridiplantae; Streptophyta; Charophyceae; Charales; Characeae.